ACUCAUUGAAUUUUUUCGUGACCGUAUUACUAUCCGGGGUAAAAUACUCCGCUUAGUCACUUAAUACAACUACAGUAUAUUUCUCCGGUUUAAGGUAUUUUAAAAGCUUGACUUGAAUAUUUUAAGAUUAAUUUUAACUCAGUCGGCACUCACUGUUUUGAAAUGAAACGGUUUUUGUUUUCAUUUUAUCUGUUAAUAUUAUUAUGUAACGGAGAAAUGCUACAGUCUGAAGAGGAAGUUAAGGAAUUUCUUAAAUACUACAAUUAUUUGAAAGAAAAAAAUACGAAUUCUCCCGAUGUUCACGAUAUUAUUCUUUCGGAGCACGAUUCCUAUCAAGAGGCUCUAAAAUUAUUUCAAAGACGCUUCAAUUUGAGAGAAACAGGGAAUUUAAAUCCUGAAACGCUUGAAGCUAUCAAUUCACCCCGAUGUGGAUUUCCUGAUUACAAGGAUACACCCCUUAGUAGUAAAAAGCCAAAUUCUUUUACUCUUAAUGACGAGAAAUGGAACCAACCAAAACUAUCCUAUAAAGUUGUAAAAUACUCUAACAAAAUAGAUAAAACUCUAAUCGAUUACAACUUGGAUAAAGCGUUUCAAAUGUGGGGUGAGAGGAUUUCCCUGGUUUUUGAACAUUGUAAGGAUUGUGAUAAAAUUGACAUAGAAAUAAAAUUUGUUAAUAGAUCCCAUGGGGAUCAAAAUCCUUUCGAUGGUCCAGGCAAAGUGUUGGCUCAUGCUUUUUCUCCAGAAAAUGGUGAUGUUCAUUUUGAUGACGAAGAAGAGUGGACUUUUACAGGAAUAGAGGGAGUAAACUUUUUUCAAGCAGCUCUUCACGAAAUUGGACAUUCGUUGGGUCUGCUUCAUUCUGAAAAUAAUGCUGCUGUCAUGGCCCCCAAGUACAGUGGAUACAUAAAGGAUUACACCCUGCAUGAUGACGAUAUAAAAGGUAUUCAAGCACUAUACCCAAGAGAUAGCAAGCCAGGAGAUUUAGACCCUAACAUAUGUGACGAAAAUUUUUUGAUAAGCGCCACAACAUCAACUCACGACGGCCACAGGUUCUUUUUUAGUGGCAAAUGGGUUGUAAUAAUCUUUAAUAAUGCUUCAAUUAAAAUCGAAAAAAUCAAAUACAUUUUCAAAGGAUUUGAAGGAGAUCGUGUGGAUGCUGCUGUGUAUUUUAAUGAGAAACAGUAUCCAUAUAAUCAGAGGACAAGAUUAAUGGUUCUGUUUUCCAAGAAUAAAGUACAUAAGUUUGAACGUGACUUAGGAUUUGAUUUCUAUGAGGCAUCGAACUAUCCUAAGAAAACGUCACAAGAUUUUUCAAUAGUUACUAAUAGGGCCGGAGUAGAAGAAUUUGAUGCAGUAAUGGCUAUCAACAAAACUCUUUUAUUUUUUCGUGAUAGCUAUUUUUGGGAAGUUUCUGAUGAGCAAGUGUCUGGAAGAAAACAUAUAAAAGAUGUUUGGAAAGGUGUUCCAUAUCCUAUUAGUUCUGCUUUGAAUUAUGAAUAUAAAGGAAAUUAUUAUUUUUAUUUUUUUAAGAAGCACAGUUAUGUUCGGUUCAACACAAAAACUGGCUCAGUGCAUAAGGAUAAUGCAAAUCCUUAUCCAAGAAAUAGUCAAAAGCUGUGGUUCUCUUGUGAAAAAGUUGUAACUCUAGAAGAGAAAGCGAACACUGCUAGUUGUAUUUUUACAUAUUCUGUUGGCCAUUUUUAUUCAUUGUUGGCAGUUUUUUAUUUAUUUUAUUCAUUUAUUAUGCCAAGAUAG
Messenger RNA from Dimorphilus gyrociliatus, 1755 nucleotides. Lineage: Eukaryota; Metazoa; Annelida; Polychaeta; Dinophilidae. The record is from the annotation of a GenBank genome assembly.